CUUUCUCUCCACCCCGGCCAGCCAGGAGCCACGUCACCGUCACCCAGCGCUGGCUUCGGGGCUGCUCUGCCUGGAGAGCUCUCCGGGACACAAACUCCAAACUUUCAGCCCGAAGCAGAGAGGAAGGCCCUGGGCCGGGAGAGGGAGAAUCCACCACGGUGGAAAAGUAAACAAGGGAGACAUCCAGCCUGGCAGGGGAAAGGCAUCUGCAGCCCCGGGAGAGGGGAGACUGAACUUUGCGCUAAAGAAGGAAGGGCUCCGUGCUCAGGGAAAAAGGAAAGUUGGACCGAAGGAGACCGUUCAUUCAGACGAGGCUCGGUGGAGAAAAACUCCCCGCCCUCGCCCUCCCUGCCUGCAGAAAGAGUCCCACUCCCUUCACCCUAGAGGAGUUUCCCCGGCACCAUGAACAUCUUCCGCAUCCUGGGGGAUGUCUCCCACUUGCUGGCCAUCAUUAUUCUCCUGCUGAAGAUCGUGAAGUCCAAGUCCUGUGCUGGAAUCUCUGGGAAGAGUCAGAUACUUUUUGCCCUCGUCUUCACAACCCGCUACCUGGACCUGUUCACAAAUUUCAUCUCUGUCUAUAACACUGUGAUGAAGGUUAUUUUUUUGAUUUGUGCCUAUGUCACCGUGUAUAUGAUCUACGUGAAAUUCCGGAAAACGUUUGACAGCGAGAAUGACUCCUUUCGCCUCGAGUUCCUGCUGGUCCCUGUCACAGGCUUGUCAUUUCUGGAGAACCACAGCUUCACCCCCUUGGAGAUCCUCUGGACCUUCUCCAUCUAUCUGGAGUCCGUGGCUAUCCUUCCUCAGCUCUUCAUGAUCAGCAAGACAGGGGAAGCAGAGACCAUCACGACACACUACCUUUUCUUCCUGGGCCUCUACCGUGCUCUCUACAUUGCCAACUGGGUCUGGCGCUACCACACAGAGAAUUUCUAUGACCAGAUCGCUGUCGUUUCUGGGGUGGUACAAACCAUCUUCUACUGUGACUUCUUCUAUCUCUACGUCACCAAAGUCCUAAAAGGAAAGAAGCUAAGUCUUCCCAUGCCUGUUUGAAGACAUCCCACAGGCAGCACAAGAAAUUCCAAAGAUGAAGCUGUUUAAGAUCACAGCUUUCCUUCCCUGGCCCUUUUUGACUAACGGAUGGCUCAGCUGAGUUUCAACCCAGUGCCAGGAAGACAAGGCUUGGAAAACUGAAAUGCUUUCGAUCCAUCAGACUCUUCCCCUCCAUUUUUUUAUUUCUUCUCACUUGAAUUUGGUGCUAGUGCUGGCCAACACUGAAGUAGUGCAAUUUCUUCUCUCCCAGCUCUUCCCAGCAUCUACAUCCAAAACACAUCUCCCCCCUGUCCCUGAGGCAGCACAAGGGAAAAUGUCACUCCCUUUAGUCCUUCAGCAAGUGCCCAUGGUAAAGGGAACAUGUGCUAAUAAAGUCUGUUAACUGACCCAUUUCACAGGUGACCAUGUCUGACACAGCAGCUGCUACAAACUGUUACUUUAACUGUAUGAACUAACCUCCUCUUGAAAAUUAAUUCUGCCUGACCCUCUCUCCAUUCCAGCCCUGUAACAUCGAAGAAAAACACAUUGCCCUUUAAAUAACAUGAAUCUUCUAAUUCCACAAGUAUUCAAACAUCUUCCCCGCUCACUUAUUUUCAGUUUCCCUGUAUUCUACAACAGGGACGAUUUCAAACAAAAUUCAGUGGGUUGCCAAGAAGUAUUUCCAUCUCCUUGAAUUUGACUUUUGAGAACUGGGAAGAACAGGGGCAAAGACAGCUUUAUACUCCAAAAAUAAAGACAAAGUUCACAAUUUAUUGACAACAGUGUUUUUAUUUAUACCUACAAAAGAAAACAAGAUGGUAUCAAAAGGACAAUUUACAAACUAAGAAUAGUAACAUAGCUCUUAGUAUCCUGUGCCUGAACACCACAGAUCUAUGAAUCUCUCAAUUCAAGUCUUCAUUAAUACAACAGGAAUGUGUUCAGAGAUCAGCAGGUGUGUGAAACAAGAUGCUGAUCCCACACAAAGCUAGUAACCCUUCCAUUGUUCAGAGAAAUCCAAACAGUAAAUUGCUUCAGGAAGUGGGAGGGGAGGAGACACCCAGCUCAGAUAUCUGACACUCCCACAAACUUUUUACAGAUUGAAAACAAUGCAAACAACACUAGAGGUUAAUGCUUUAUCAACAAGAGCCCUCUGGCUGGUACAUGGAGCAGAGCAGAGAGCACCAGGUGGGACAGGGGCAGCACAUGCCACGGUGCAUUCAGCGGUCUGGUUGACACUCUGAACCGAGACCCUGGACUUCAGCUGACCUCAAUGGCAAUAAAGCACUACAAGACUUGGCAUCGAUGUUUAAAAUGCACAAGUCACCCCCCAAAAAAGCUGAAACAGACUAUAAGGUAGCUUUGGCAGUCCAGAGACCCUUUUUAAAGUUGGCCAGUGAGAUGCUCUACUCCUACACCCCUCAAAUGCAUUCUACUCUCAAAUCUAAAACAAAAAAAACCCCCAACUCUGCAUUUGCUUGCAAGGGAGGCCAAAGACCUAUCAGUCAUGCCUAGAUAAACAAAAUGUUUCUGGCUUUCACUUAACACAAGCAAAGGAACUUCCUGCCCAUACACUGGAAAUAUAAAAUGGAACCAGGGAACUAAGGUUCUGGAAGGAAUCUCCCUUCUCCCUGUCAGCAACCUACCUGUGUACUGCACAAAGGAGAAAAAAAAAAAAAGAAAGAAAAAAAAAAAAGAAAAAAAGCACAUCCAUCCCCCAAAAUGUUACUCUGGGAAGAAAGCAAAUUUUUAAAGAAAUAAUUUCUGUAUAAGCAAGCUCUUUUCCAGGGCUAGAAGUUCCACUCUGCUACAGAAGGAGUGGGCUGCCUUGUUCAUCCAUAUGCAAGAACGCCAACAGAAAAACCCCACAACCCCCCUGCACUCUCCUAAUGCAAAGAGCGUGCCUCAACCAGGAGAUGUAUCCAUCCUUUUGUCAUCUUAUCAGACCAAGAGCAGCCAACUCCUGUUCAUCAUCUACUGUCUCUGAACCAUUUGCUAUUAGAAAUAACAAGUCAACAACAUGCUUUACUAAAGGGGGAAGCCCCCCUCACACCCACCUUAGCCUGUAAAAUAAACAAGUUUUAUUUAUGUAUGUACUAAAAUUUCACUCUUCUCUAACAUUGUCUAAAAUACUACCUACCUGAAAGAGUUCAGCUCAAAGGGACCAAUGGAGCAGGGAAAUGCACUCAAAAGCCAGAGAAAGCAAUAGUCAGUGCAAGGUACAAAAGAAACAAAGCUUCAGAAUCAAGAUGCACUAACCAGCUCACCGCUUACCUCAUGAAAAGGAGAUCCCAGGCAAUCUCCCUCCUCCUGCCUUCCUCCCUCCCACCCUCCCCCCAGCCCACCGUAUCAAACCUCUUAAAUUUAAGUGCGGAAAACUCUGUCACAUUUUAUUGAGCGUAGCAGCAUUCAGAACAUUCCCCAUGGCAAAAGGGAGCUUGCUUGUGAAGGACAAACAAGAUAACGCUGUUCAUCAUUUCAGUUCUGCAUAGUUUUCAGGCUCUCAAGGAAGACUUCUUUCAAUAAACCAAACAGAAAUUUGAGAGCAGUAACCAAUUUAAUGAUAGGUUCCAUGCAUUUGCGAUGCUGAAAGGUAACAAUCAUAGGAAAAGAACUUACUUAGCUGAACACUUCAGCAGUGGUACCCACAGCAACUAUCUGGUUUUCAGGUAAUGCAUGCAAGAUAGGUUUGGUCUCUGACACAGUUUUUUAAACCCAAGUUCCCUACUGCAGGCUGCUACAGGUAGCAGAAAAUGGGGCUUCCAGAACUUGAGUAACUGCAAAUAUACCCAAGGCUUUACUCUGAACACUACUCAGCUCAGACAAAUGAACAGAGUUUUCCUACAGAAAGUCACCUACAGUAAGAUUACAAGCAGUAAUAGUGAGCUAUUAAAAAGAAAAAAAAAAAAAAAA
Catharus ustulatus (Swainson's thrush) is the source of this 3936-nucleotide messenger RNA. RefSeq names its product KDEL endoplasmic reticulum protein retention receptor 3 (gene KDELR3). NCBI's taxonomy places the organism in Eukaryota, Metazoa, Chordata, Aves, Passeriformes, Turdidae. Gene Ontology annotation, cellular component: cis-Golgi network; endoplasmic reticulum; membrane. The coding region runs from base 403 to 1047 and encodes 214 amino acids. Gene Ontology annotation, biological process: protein retention in ER lumen; endoplasmic reticulum to Golgi vesicle-mediated transport. The transcript has 5 exons. Gene Ontology annotation, molecular function: ER lumen protein retrieval receptor activity. The record is from RefSeq and is a predicted model, not a curated record.